UAACGUCGAAUACAUACAAGUGUUCGUUCUUUACAGCUGCACUUUCUGCACUAGUGUACGUAUGUUCACGAACUGUCAGCGGUGAGAUGAUGCAGUCAGCUGCUGUGGUUGACAAACAAGCCGAAGCAAAUUUGGUUUCCCCAACAGGACGGAAAUCGAUAGAGGAGCAAAAUAAAGUUGUUGUAUCUUUGGAGCAUAUCUCUCUUUUAUAAAGAUUACUUAAUACAUUUGACACACUAUUGAAAUGAGAUAACCAAACAUUUUAAAGCUGUCACGAAUUAGGACAUGCGUCAUAUAGCACAAUAACGUAAUUUUAUGAAAGAAGAGAGAAAGGAGCUUUUUGCUCUCGAUUUAUGUCAAAAUGGGAACAACAAUCAUUGCACAUUCAAUGGAGAUGCGAAAUGCCUUAGGAUUGAUUACUAUAUUGCUGCUUUUCAAUGCUGCAGUUUCCUUCUCUCCGUCUCCAAUUGUCACCCAGGCUAAAUAUGGACAAAGUUAUCCAAACAUUAUAAAUGCUUCUGUGGAAUAUGUAUAUUUGUAUCCCGCUGCCAAUAUAUCCCUGGAAACUGCAAGGAUAAAGAUAGAAAGCAACGCAACGCACAGUUUACCAUUGAUAGUAAUAGUACGUCAAACAACAGGGAUUUUAUCUUGGCAAAUACCCUUAUUAGUCGAGAGCGCAGACAGUUCUGUAGUAUAUAAUAAAACUAGUCGAACUUUAUGCUCCACAAAGUACUAUCGACAUGCGCCAAAGGAUGAUGAUGCAUAUGUUAUUGUUGGUAUAUCUACAGCCAGCCACAAGAAUAUCUCAUUUAAUCUCAGUGUAGUGGAAGUGAUGGAUUUUUACUUAAGUUCAGGAAAUAAGAGAGUAAUAGAGAUCUCUCCAUCUGAGCCUAUAUUUUAUGGUUACAUCUUCUCGAAACAGACAGAUAUUUCCUCUGUUAUUGUUCGCGUGGAAUCGGAUAAUGAUAUCUGUAUGACUGUGUCUGUACAAAAUACAUCGUGUCCAGUGUUUGAUUUAGAACGAAACAUUGAACUCUCUGGACAUUGGCAGACUGUAAGCAGAAGAGGGGGUAUUACAAUACCGAGAGAGACUUAUCCAUCAGGAUUCUUCGUUGUGCUGGUCGUUAAAGCGGAAGAUACUGAUUGUAACGGAAUAUCCAGUAGAAAUCCUCUGCGUACAAAAAACGUCACGUUGAUUAUAAAUCCUACUAUCACGAAACGAGAUUAUAUCAUUGCAUCAGGAUCAGCAGGAGCAAUUGGAUUGUGUUUUUGUAUCUUUUAUAUAACGGCUGUGGUUGUAUUCAAUAUAAGAAAGAAUAGAGAAUUUGUAGAACCGAUAAACGAGCAAAAUCAGGAUAUCAAUGAUCAGGUGCCGAGUCCCUCGAUGCCUGGAGAGGUCAGGCAAUGGGACUCUGUGGAGGAAGAUUCGUCUCUAGACGAGGACGACAUAGAUCUAAUGGAGGAUGCUCUCUCCGAUAAGGAUGUAAUACGGACGAAGAUCGUUCUCUCAGUUUGCGACCUCGCUCGCAAGGAACCGCGAAUAUUGCGACAUAAAUCUCGUUUGUAUCUAUAUUAUUUGGCAACCGUCGCGGUAUUCUACACCCUGCCGGUUGUCCAAUUAGCGAUAACGUAUCAGCGAGUGUUACACACGACCGGAAAUCAAGAUAUGUGUUACUACAACUUUUUGUGCGCUCAUCCACUGGGUCUGCUGUCUGAUUUCAAUCACGUUUUCUCGAAUUUUGGAUACUUUUUACUGGGCUUACUAUUCAUAUUUCUAACUUACUCUCGAGAACACAACGAAUCGAAUACGGAUAUGACGAAGUGUUACGGUAUACCGCAGCAUUACGGUUUGUUUUAUGCCAUGGGCACGGCAUUGAUAAUGGAAGGUAUACUAUCAGCGAGUUAUCAUGUGUGUCCUAGUCGUAGUAAUUUUCAAUUUGACACCAGUUUUAUGUACGUAAUCGCAGUGCUGUGCAUGCUCAAGAUCUAUCAGAAUCGUCACCCUGAUAUAAAUGCCAGGGCACCGGUGACGUUUGGAAUUCUGGCCCUUAUAAUAUUCGUAGGAUUAAUCGGAGUCUUGAAUGGCUCCACGUGUUUUUGGGUGAUAUUCAGCAUUCUGCAUUUACUCAUAUGUUUUAUUCUGACUGUACAAAUAUAUUACAUGGGACGAUGCAAAUUCAACAGAGGUGUUUUUAACAGAGUAAUACAGACCUUCAAACACGACGCGCGCUGCGGUAUAUGGCAUCUACUCCGACCGCUCUAUCCGGCUAGGUUUAUAAUGCUCGUAUUAGCGAAUUUAUGCAACGUCGGACUCGCGGUAUUCGGGAAUAUGUAUCACGAGAACAACUUCGCUACGUUUUUAUUAGCUAUACUAAUGUCUAAUUUAAUUUUAUACACCUUCUUUUACAUAGUGAUGAAGCUUUGCCAUAGAGAACGGAUUCUCCUCACGCCCGGGAUUUACAUUCUCUUAUCCAUGCUAUUUUGGGGAGCAGCUAUGUACUUCUUCGUGAAUAAGACUAUAUCUUGGGCUCUUACCCCAGCCCAGUCCCGUUUGUAUAAUAGACCUUGCGAAUUAUUGAACUUUUUUGAUUCUCAUGACAUCUGGCACUUUCUUUCGGCAUUAGCAAUGUUCUUUUCAUUCAUGGUAUUGCUUACUUUAGACGACGAUCUAAUAGACGUACAUCGCAGCCAAAUACCAGUUUUUUGAGAAUCUCUUUUGUAUAGAGCUGUAUAUUUAGAAUUAUGUAUAUAUAUAUAAUUUUAUAACUUGUUUUUACAAGGUUUGAAUAUAUACAAUGUAUAGUUUACUCGGGCAAUGUUACCAAAAAUGUAUAAAGCAUAUAAAAAACUCUUCUCUCUUUUGUGAUAGAAACGCGCCAUGAUUAUUGUCUGCACGAAAGGAUUACGCACGCAGGUUUUGGAAGCAGAAUGAGUGAUAUAAAUGCAUACAAAAUUCUAUAAGUUUUCCAUUAAAAUAUCUAAUAAACGAAAAAAAUGAAUUAUUAAGAGCCAGAUGCGAUUGAGUAAAAAGAAAGCGCACAUUUUUUUUCAUUCUAAUGAGAAUCUCCAUAAAUUUUAAUUAGAUUCUCAAAAAACUGAUUCUUAAUAGCCCAUUUUUUUAGUUAAAUAUUCAAAAGAAUCUUCGGUUUUAAAACAUAAUAAGUAAAAUCGAAAUUCUUCGAUGGCGCCUUUUUUUUAGGAGAUACGAUCAGAGUUUUAAAAUAUAAUUAUAUAUAAAAUAUGCACACACACAUAUACACCUU
This is a messenger RNA of Nylanderia fulva, 3263 nucleotides long. Its product is annotated as SID1 transmembrane family member 1. Lineage: Eukaryota; Metazoa; Arthropoda; Insecta; Hymenoptera; Formicidae. Gene Ontology annotation, molecular function: double-stranded RNA binding; RNA transmembrane transporter activity. The record is from RefSeq and is a predicted model, not a curated record. Gene Ontology annotation, biological process: RNA transport. Gene Ontology annotation, cellular component: lysosome; plasma membrane.